AUGGAUCCUAUAACAGUUCAAGCAGCAACUGCGACAGAGGAAAGCGAUAAUUCUUUUGCCACAUCCGAGAAGGAAACUGACACCGCUUUUCCUGAGAAUAAUUCAGGUGACAACUCAGAAUAUGAUAGUGCUGAUGCUGAAAGCUAUAGUGAAGAAGACGAAAAUGUUAAAGUAAGAUCCAGGGCUUCUGAUUUAGAUGAACACUCAGAUGAUGGAAGCCUUAUAUUAGAACGGGAAGAAGGAGAUGGUCAAGAGAGCACUCCAUCUAAAAAAGUAGAUGAUGAUGAAGACAAGAAGAACCCCCAGUACAUUCCAAAGAGGGGUACAUUCUAUGAACAUGACGAUAGGACUCUGGAAGACAAUGAGGAAGCAAAUGAAGAAGAAGCUGAUAAAGAUAAAGAUGGGAAGAAGAAAAUUUGGCAGGACCAGAAAGAAAGAUGGUCCCAUGAUCGGUUUAAUGAACCUGAACAAGCACCAAAAUCUAGAGCUGAGCUGAUCGCUAUUUAUGGUUAUGAUAUUAGAAAUGAAGAUGGACCUCCAAGAGCAAGGAGACGUAGAAAAUAUGGCCGUGGUCCUAAUAAGUAUACACGUAACUGGGAAGAUGAAGAGGCCUAUACCAAACCACCUUUGGUAAGAAAAGAAAAGAAGAACUUAAACCGGAAGAGCAAAGAAGACUUCCCUCCCUUAGUUAGAGAUCCAUCAGAAACCAAUGAAGAAAGGUAUGAUUUAGGAAUAACUGUAAAGGUUGAUCAAGAGUCACAAUUUAGGAAGGUAGAAACGAGAAACGAGCCUCCUGUGGAUAGGGCAUAUCAACAACCCCGAGCUGAAAACUCCUUAAAUAAUUCUAGUUCUCAAGACAAUUAUAACAAUAAGGGCAACAAAUCUAGAGUAGGAUCAGGUCGUAUCAGUGGUAGUAUAAAGGAAUUCAAUGAAGCUGAGUAUAACGGAUUUACCACAAAAUCUAGGAAUGCCAGAAAUAGGAAAUCAACACCACAAAAGAUAUUGCCCGCUAAAAGUCGUUCCAAGGAUGACUUUAUUCAGUCGCAGAAUUUUUAUACUUCUAAUAAAAAUAACGAUUUAGAAAAAGACAUGAGUAAACUGAAUAUUGAUGAAGGUAACGGAAAUAAGUCUGGUAUGAGUAAGAGUAGUUUCAAUAAUAAUGCGAAUAAUCAACGGCAGAGUAGUGUACCACCAAGAUUACAAGCUGAACAGAAAGGAUCUAAAAGAUAUAGUUCAAUCCGACAAAAGAGUUUGCCAGAAACUAAUACGCCACCGCUUACAAAUUACCAACACCCACCUACAUUUUAUGCUAGUGAAUACAAUCAACAGUCCGUCCCAUCUCCAACUCAGCCGAUUAUCCAUCAAAACGCCCCAAUAUUAUCAUCUACAUCUCAAGUAGCUCACGUUUCGUCUCUUCAGCCUGCAGCUUUACCACAGCAAGUUCCUGUAACAGCUGCUCCUCUGCUGCAAGCCGCAACUUUUGCGCCCCAAGCUUACGCUCCGCCUCCACCUGCCUUCAUUCAACCGGGACCUGUAACCGGUCCGCCAUUUAUACCAGGACCGCCGAAUACACAACUUAUAAACUUUGUGCAAAGUCAGCCGACUUUUCCACCAAACUUUCAGGGAUAUCAGCAACCAUUUAAUAAUGUGACUCCCACAACCGAAUUAUAUCAACCACAAGGAGGUAUAACUUAUUACUCGGCGGAUCAACAACUUGCUCAACAACGACAGGUUCAUCUAAAGCGUCCGAAAGCAGCUAUUCCAAUAGUGGCCCCACCUUCGUACGAGAAAAAGGAAGACAAUGGAAAUGAUCAACAAGAAAGUGGUCAUGCCCAAAUGGAAAAUGAUAGCGUCGUAGAGGUUCAAUGA
Molecule: messenger RNA, 1869 nt
Organism: Diabrotica balteata
Lineage: Eukaryota; Metazoa; Arthropoda; Insecta; Coleoptera; Chrysomelidae
Source: the annotation of a GenBank genome assembly